GCGUCCGCCCCUCGCGUCCGCACCGCGGGUGGAGAGGCCGCCGGCUCUGCGAGGCGGGCGCACCGCCCGGAAAGGCGCCCGAAGCCGCCCGCCCCCCGGGCUGGCGCCGCGGGCAUGUCGGAGGCGCGGAAGGGGCCGGACGAGGCGGACGAGGGCCAGUGCGACUCGGGCAUCGAGUCCCUGCGCUCCCUGCGCUCCCUGCCCGAGCCCGCCCGGGCCCCGGCCCCCGCGCCCCGGGGCGGCCCGCAGCCCCGGACCCCUCCUCCCGGGACCGACGCCGAGCCACGGGAGAAGGGCGACGCGGACGGGGAGCGGGCCGACUCCACCUACGGCUCCGCCUCGCUCCCCGGGCCCCUGCCUCUGCUGGGGGGGCCCGAGGGCCGGGGCCCGGCCCCCGGCGCGCCGCCGCCCCCCGCGGGGACCCUGAGCCCUCAGCAGCUGGAAGCCCUCACCUACAUCUCGGAGGACGGAGACACGCUGCUCCACCUGGCAGUCAUCCAUGAGGCCCCAGCUGUGCUGCUCUGUUGCCUGGCUGUGCUGCCCCAGGAGGUCCUGGACAUCCAGAACAACCUGUAUCAGACAGCACUCCAUCUGGCUGUUCAUCUGGACCAGCCAGGCGCGGUCCAGGCACUGGUGCUGAAGGGAGCCAGCCGCCUGCUGCAAGACAGACAUGGGGACACAGCGCUGCACGUGGCCUGUCAGCGCCAGCAUCUGGCCUGCGCUCGCUGCCUGCUGCAGGGGCAGCCAGAACCGGGCCGAGAGCCAUCCCACCCCCUGGACCUCCAGCUGCAAAACUGGCAAGGCCUGGCCUGUCUCCACAUCGCCACUCUACAGAAGAGCCAGCCACUCAUGGAGCUGCUGCUCCAGAACGGAGCUGACAUCGAUGCCCAGGAGGGCACCAGUGGGAAGACUGCCCUGCACCUGGCUGUGGAGACGCAGGAGCGCAGCCUGGUGCAGUACUUGCUGCAGGCGGGCGCGCGGGUGGACGCCCGCAUGCUCAAUGGCUGCACACCUCUGCACCUGGCGGCCGGCCGGGGCCUCAGGGCCAUCUCCUCCACGCUGUGCGAGGCUGGCGCCGACUCCCUGCUGCUCAACGUGGAAGAUGAGACGCCUCAGGACCUGGCGGAUCCCCUGACUCUUCUGCCCUUCGAUGACUUGAAGAUCUCAGGAAAGCCACUGCUGUGUGUUGACUGAACCCAGGGCCCUGAGGGCUGUGCCUCUCCCGGUCUGGAUGCUGCAGUUUAGACAGAAGCAAUUCUGGUGUCCUAGGGACUGCUGAGGCCCAAUCCUGGGGCCAAGGCCAGGACAGUUGGGAGUUGAGAGCAAGGAUUGCAAGUGAGCAAAGGCUGUUGUGGAAGAAGAGCUCCCCGCAUGGACUGGAUUGAUAUGUUUGGAAGACCCCCUAAAGCCCUAGCUAUCCACAGGGAAGCCCAGUAGUCUCUGUUGAAGAUGGCAGGGUGGGUCCCCUCUUUCUACCCAUGUUGGAUCAGACUGAAACUGCCAGGCAGCAGGAAAACAUGGAUUCCUCUGAAUAAGAAGAGACUGCAGGAGGAUUAAGGGAUGGACCCAAGGGACUUACCUAAAACACUGAUGUCUGAAGACUUCUUACACAAAGCCCUGAACUUUGGGAAGAGAUAGUUCAGUAACAUGACACUAAAAUGGUAGACUUUCACAAUG
Molecule: messenger RNA, 1677 nt
Organism: Perognathus longimembris pacificus (Pacific pocket mouse)
Lineage: Eukaryota; Metazoa; Chordata; Mammalia; Rodentia; Heteromyidae
Gene: Nfkbie
Product: NFKB inhibitor epsilon
Exons: 6
Coding region: 115-1194 (359 amino acids)
Biological process (GO): cellular response to lipopolysaccharide; signal transduction
Cellular component (GO): cytosol
Molecular function (GO): protein binding
Source: RefSeq, a predicted model, not a curated record